Molecule: messenger RNA, 2161 nt
Organism: Colossoma macropomum (tambaqui)
Lineage: Eukaryota; Metazoa; Chordata; Actinopteri; Characiformes; Serrasalmidae
Gene: ptp4a2b
Product: protein tyrosine phosphatase 4A2b
Exons: 6
Coding region: 729-1235 (168 amino acids)
Biological process (GO): protein dephosphorylation
Cellular component (GO): nucleus
Molecular function (GO): protein tyrosine phosphatase activity
Source: RefSeq, a predicted model, not a curated record
GAGGUCGCUACGAGAAACUCUCUUUUUCACUAAGUGUGAAGAGGAAGGAGAGGAGAGCACUCACAGCGGUUACUACUCCGAUCCACUUUCUCCGGGGUUUGUCACGGGAUUUCAAUGUUCAGCCUGUUCUUUUGUUUCUGUGUAGAUUUGGGCCGCACAUUUAUGGCGUUUGUGAGUGGAGACUUUUGCCAGGCUCAGCACCUUGCCUUUGAGAACAAGUGAAUCAUCAGCCCCCUGCGGGACUACGCUACCCAGAAACCCCCCUGACGACUAGCACACUGGGCCUAGUGUGUCUCUCUCUCUCUCAUCCCCCUGGGAUCACGCGUAGUCCUCUGCUUGAGCGCAAACGAGAACUCCCUUCCUCCCCUGAAGCUUUCUGUCUGUACAGUCAGUCAGAAACACCUCUCCUGAAUGGGGUAAUCUACAAUUGUCUCAUUGGAUGACUGAAGGGUAGUCCCCUUUUUAUUUUAUUUUUUUUUUUUUUACGUUUUCAUCAUCCUGUUUUCAUACAUCCCUCGAGCACUGUGGAUUAGAUCAUCCUUCUCUUCUUUUUUUAACUUGAUUUUUACAACUUCCUGUAGUCCAGUGCCCUCCAUCUCACCCAUACUCAUUUUUUAAUUUAUUUUUUUUGUACUACAAGUCCUUGCUGAAUCUGAGCCAAAGCAUUUUUUUUACGGAACAGGAAUCAUACUUUUUUAUUGUAACUGUUUUAAAGCCGUCUCGCCAACAUGAACCGCCCUGCCGCUGUUGAAAUUUCCUACGAGUGCAUGAAGUUCCUCAUCACGCAUAACCCUACCAACUCUACACUCAACAAGUUCACAGAGGAGCUGAAGAAAUUUAAGGUAAACACACUUGUGCGUGUGUGUGAGGCCACUUAUGACAAGGCGCCGGUAGAGAGGGAGGGCAUCCAAGUCCUGGAUUGGCCUUUUGAUGAUGGAGCUCCACCACCCACCCAGAUUGUUGAUGAUUGGCUAAACCUGUUGAAGACCAAGUUCCGAGAUGAACCAGGGUGCUGUAUUGCGGUCCACUGUGUGGCGGGCUUGGGCCGAGCACCUGUACUGGUUGCCUUGGCCUUGAUCGAGAGUGGGAUGAAGUACGAGGACGCUGUGCAGUUUAUACGACAGAAGAGACGUGGAGCCUUCAACUCCAAACAGCUUCUUUACCUCGAAAAAUACAGACCUAAGAUGCGUCUGCGGUUCAAGGAUGCCAACGGUCCCAACUGCUGCAUCCAGUAAAAUGUUAAGUUGUACACAACUAGUGGGAAAUUCGCUUAGGGGAGAAAGUACAAGCUGUGGGUAAUUAUUGUGAUGAUUUAUACUGAGUCAUGGCUAAUCGAUCACAGAUGUAAUGAGUGAAAGUUAAUCUGUGGAUUCACCAGCUGUAUGAAUGAAAGAGGUCAAAGCACACAGACGUGCCUGCCUUCUGGUUACCAGUGUACCAGUCACAGGCUACAAUAAACAGAAGCCCCUCCUGAUUUUCCCAAUUGCCCAAUCUUGGGUUAGCUUCUUACUUUUAAUUAUUUUGAAAUGAAUUAUUUCAACUAUGGUGAAAAGAUUUACAAUUGUGAAAUACUGAUGAUUUUGAUUAUGAUAAACAUUAGUGUUAUAAUUGGAAAAGACAAUACACAUGACUUAAAAAAAAAAAUCACAAGGCAGUGUUUUAUUAAAACAACAACUCAAGUUGUUCAGAGGAACCAGAACGUUCCUUUGAAAUGCAGUGCUGUUCUCCCCCUUCCUUGAAGUCACUUUUAAUUUAGGGUCAGACUGGGUUUUAAAUGUCGACUGUAUUUAUUCACUAUAAUUAGUGUGUCUUGUCAGGAGGAUGGUUGGUGCCAGGACACUUUUCUUUCUUUCUUUUCCUUAUGGAGCCAUGUUAUUUUCCCUUUGUUUUCUGAAUCUCUGGGGAGUGCAAUAUUCAGUCCAGCUUAGAAAGUAGUCAUCUUUAGGACCGUCCUACAUACACGCACGCAUGCACACACAGAAAGGAGAAUGCGUGGCUAGUUUUAGGUACUUCUCACUCAUCAUGUCUUCUCACUUCUUGCAAGUGGGUCAGUAAAAGCCUUUGCUGUUGGCCAGACUGCCAGUACAUUUAUACACACAAACUUGUUCAGCUCAUAGGCACACUCAAGGAAGAGAAAGGUGGGAGACUGAAAUUGUUUUUU